ACUUGGCAACGCCACGCAACGCAACUCUACUAGCUCACACCGUGUACUGCAACGCAACUCUGAAUGAUUCAAUUCUGUGUUCAAAAUGCAACAUGCAAAUGAAACCCAAUUUACCCUAAAUCUCUUUCUGCCCUAAUUUAAUCUCACAUUCCUUCUAACAACACUGCGAUCUCUUCUUCUCUCCAAUGGCGCCAAAACGACGUCCCGUAAAGAGAGGAGAGAGUCGAAUGGAUGCAGCUCUUGACGCCAUGGCUCCUUUCGGUUUCUCUAGAAAGCUCGUUCGGAGAACCGUUGAUCAACUUCUCGAAGUUUAUGGCGGCAACGAAGGUUGGGUCUUCAUUGAAGAUGCAGCUUACACUCUUCUCAUCAAUACACUUCUGGAACAUCAACAAGAUCAGGAUUCUUUGAUAGAGGAUAAUCCAGAAAAUGGUCCCAAUGAGGCAUCGACUGCUGGUUGCUCAAACGGUACCCUUCUCCUGCCUUGCUCUAACAUGGAAGCUUCCGAUGAUGCACCAAUAACUAAUCAGGUUGUUGGCGCUAUAUCAGCAGCCAGUGAAACCGGUAAUUAUCUUCCUUUAUCUGUACACACCACAACAGCUACAAGCAAAGCUGUUAUUGGACUUCCCAUCACUGGUGACACUACAGCAGCCCCCAGUCGACCUAAUAAUCAACUUUCUAUUAUGGCUGUAGACACUGCUACAGCUACAGGAAGAGCGUCUAUCAAACGUCCCAUCAAGCCCGCCGACACUUCAGCAGCCACCAGUCAACGUAAUUCUCAUCUUCCUAUGACUGUGGACACUGCAACAGCAACAAGCAGAACUGUUAGCAGAAUUCCCAUUAAGCCCCUCAACACUUCAGCAACCGAACACAAACCUAGUAAUCAACAUUCAAUUAAGGUUGUAGACACUGUAUCAACAAGCAAUGAAAUUAACAACCAAGGGUCCAUCAAGGCUAUUAUAGACACUGUAUCAGCAGACAAAGAAUACGAACCUCCUAAGACAAAGUCUUCGCAGCUUAUUGGGAAGCUUUGUCACAAGAGGCGUAGACCUUGCCAUGGUUGGAUUUCUAGUGAUGAUGAAGAGGAGGAUCUAAUAGAACUACCUGCAUGAUAUAAGUUGUGAAUAGUAGGGUCAAUUAUAUUACACUUGAGUAGUUUAAGAGCAGUGUGGACUUAGCUCCAAGGUUUGGAAAGUGACAUUGCUACAUGUCCUUGCGUGUCUAUAAUACGGGCAUGGCUUACUAAUACUAGAAUGUUCAUCAGAACAUCGUAAGGUUGAACAACAAUACUUGUUUUGGCAAGUUAAAUUUUACUAUAUAAACUUUCUGGCUAAUUAUACAUUUUUUUGUUUAGUUUUUGGUGGAAAUGUUAUUAUUGGAGUUAUAUAUAAUGAGUAUUGUAUAUGAGGAAGAGUUUUGUGCUUCCAUAAUGCAUGUAGGAUGAAGUUACAUUUUCACGAGCAUUCCAUUUUUGACACUAUUCUUUAUCAAUUUGUAUCUUAUAGAUUAAC
Messenger RNA from Vicia villosa (hairy vetch), 1508 nucleotides. RefSeq lists its product as uncharacterized. Lineage: Eukaryota; Viridiplantae; Streptophyta; Magnoliopsida; Fabales; Fabaceae. Bases 186 to 1109 code for a protein of 307 amino acids. The record is from RefSeq and is a predicted model, not a curated record. The transcript has 5 exons.